AUGCAGACGGCAGGAGGGUGUCCCCACCAUGGCUUACACUCAGCACCUGGCUGGAAUCAAAGCCCACUUCCGGAUCCACAGCCUCUUGGCUCGACAGUGCCUUGCAGAAUUUCUGGGUGUAUUUGUGCUCCUGCUCCUCACCCAGGGGGCUGCGGCUCAGGCUGUCACCAGUGGAGAAACCAAAGGGAAUUUCUUCACCAUGUUUCUGGCUGGCUCUUUCUCCGUGACAAUAGCCAUCUACGUGGCAGGCAAUGUCUCAGGAGCCCACCUGAACCCAGCUUUCUCACUGGCCAUGUGCCUCCUGGGACGCUUCCCCUGGGCCAAGUUCCCCAUUUACUGCUUGGUGCAGCUGCUGGCUGCCUUUUGUGCCUCAGGAGCCACCUAUGUCCUUUACUAUGAUGCCUUACAGAACUACACAGAUGGGAAACUGACAGUGACUGGACCCAAGGAGACAGCCUCCAUCUUUACCACCUAUCCUGCCCCCUAUUUGUCCUUGAACAAUGGCUUUCUGGAUCAGGUCAUAGGCACUGCGAUGCUGAUUGUGGGGCUCUUGGCCAUCCUGGACAGACGCAACAAGGGCGUGCCUGCUGGUCUGGAGCCAGUUGUGGUAGGGCUGCUGAUCCUGGUUAUUGGACUCUCCAUGGGUGUCAACUGUGGGUUUCCACUCAACCCUGCCCGGGACCUGGGACCACGGCUCUUCACCUACGUGGCUGGCUGGGGCCCUGAAGUCUUUAGUGCUGGGAACGGCUGGUGGUGGGUGCCGGUGGUAGCUCCUCUGGUGGGAGCCACUCUUGGCACUGCCAUAUAUCAAAUGUUUGUGGCUCUGCACCACCCUGAGGACCCACAGCUGGCUCAGGAUCUGGACUCCAGUCAGCACGAAGACUCAGACUUGGCAAAACCUGCCUCACCUCAGAUGCUGGAGUGUAAGCUGUGAUUCUGACAGAAUUAACCUCAUGUAUGGAUUCGAGAGCCACAACUGGCCCGUUUCCAAGACAGAUAUUCUUUACGUAUAUCAGACCCUGUUUCCCCCGCAGACACCCCUUUCUCCUAAACUGGAAAGGAGGCCUGGACAGGGGAAACAGAGCAGGAGGAGGUUAGGGUGCUCAGGUCCUGCUCCCCUUCUCCCCGCAAAUGCCUUUUCUCAAUUUAGGGGCCUCUAAAGAAGUAGUUACUUACAGAGGCCGCCAGGGGGUGCACGCCUUGAAUGCUGGCUCCGGAAAGCUGAGAGAAUCGCGGGGAGUGGGUGCCAACUUCCCACGCGGUGGGGGACAUAACCUUGGAAACCCCAAAGCUAAGACCCACUGCCCGGCUCCAGUUCCCUGUUCCUGUUGCAGCGGCGCCGUGCGCAAUACCCUCCAGGGGCGCCACCCCGAGACUCUGCCGCCCCCGACGGUCGGUCGAGGUGGGGAAGGAGGUUCCACCCGGGGGCGCGUUGGGGCGGCAUGGGCCUGGAGAUCUGGAGAGCCAGGCGGAGUAACAGAGGCACAGCUCAGUGGACUACCUAGCCAGCCCCGAGCCAUGUCGUCUCAGCGGAGGGUACAAUGGCACGAGACCAGCCAGGGCUUGGAGAAAAGGCAAAGGCGCAGGGGCAGACAGCUCCGAAGGGGCUAAGGGAAGACGGAUACGGAGGAAAGUUCUCGUAGCUCCACUUCUCCGCCUUCACUCCCCUCCUCCAGAUGAUGCUCUUUUUGCAGAGAGGGCAGCAGCUUUCUCCCGUCCCCUUUCUCCCAAAUUAAAUAAAACCUGGGUUACCCUGA
This is a messenger RNA of Cavia porcellus (domestic guinea pig), 1757 nucleotides long. RefSeq names its product aquaporin 10 (gene Aqp10). Bases 29 to 934 code for a protein of 301 amino acids. The transcript is spliced from 6 exons. Gene Ontology annotation, molecular function: glycerol channel activity; urea transmembrane transporter activity; water channel activity. Gene Ontology annotation, biological process: water transport; glycerol transmembrane transport. Lineage: Eukaryota; Metazoa; Chordata; Mammalia; Rodentia; Caviidae. The record is from RefSeq and is a predicted model, not a curated record. Gene Ontology annotation, cellular component: plasma membrane; basolateral plasma membrane.